This is a messenger RNA of Solanum dulcamara, 1320 nucleotides long. Its product is annotated as pleiotropic drug resistance protein 1-like. The record is from RefSeq and is a predicted model, not a curated record. The coding region runs from base 1 to 1320 and encodes 439 amino acids. Gene Ontology annotation, cellular component: membrane. NCBI's taxonomy places the organism in Eukaryota, Viridiplantae, Streptophyta, Magnoliopsida, Solanales, Solanaceae. The transcript is spliced from 7 exons. Gene Ontology annotation, molecular function: ABC-type transporter activity.
AUGGAACUUUUGGAGCUAACUCCCUUAAGAUCAGCAGCCUUAGUAGGAUUGCCUGGAGUCAAUGGUCUAUCAACCGAGCAACGGAAAAGGCUGACCAUUGCAGUUGAACUGGAACACGUCGAUACAGGAAGAACCGUCGUCUGUACCAUUCAUCAGCCCAGCAUCGACAUUUUUGAAGCCUUUGAUGAGCUAUUUCUAAUGAAACGAGGAGGACAGGAGAUAUAUGUUGGACCUCUGCGUCGCUAUUUUUGUCAUUUGAUCAAAUACUUUGAGUCAUUGCCUGGAGUUAGUAAGAUAAAAGAGGCUUACAAUCCAGCAACUUGGAUGUUAGAAGUCACAGCCGCAUCUCAAGAAAUGACGUUAGGAGUUGACUUUGCUGAUUUGUACAAGAAAUCAGACCUCUACAAGAAGAACAAAGCCUUGAUUUCUGAAUUAAGUACGCCUCGUCCUGGUACAAAGGAUCUUCAUUUUGAAACUCAAUUUUCACAGCCUUUCUGGACUCAAUGUAUGGCAUGUCUCUGGAAGCAACAUUUGUCAUACUGGCGUAAUCCAUCUUACACGGCAGUUAGAUUCAUCUUCACAGUCAUCCUAGCACUUGUCUUUGGCACAUUGUUCCGGGAUCUUGGUACCAGAGUGAGUCGGAGCCAGGAUCUUUUAAAUGCUAUGGGAUCUAUGUAUGCUGCAACUCUCUUCCUCGGUGUACAAAAUUCAUCAUCAGUCCAGCCUGCUGUAGCCGUUGAGCGUACUGUAUUUUACAGAGAAAGAGCUGCUGGAAUGUAUUCUGCUUUACCUUAUGCCUUUGGACAGGUUGUCUUUGAAAUACCUUACUUAUUUGUACAAACAGCUUUCUAUGGUAUAAUUGUGUAUGCAAUGAUCGGAUUUGAAUGGACUGUUGCCAAGUUCUUUUGGUACUUAUUCAUCAUGUAUUUCACUCUCUUGUACUUCACCUUCUAUGGCAUGAUGACUGUGGCUAUUUCCCUGAAUCAAAACGUUGCUUCUAUAGUCGCGGCUUUCUUCUAUGCAGUAUGGAAUCUCUUCUCAGGAUUCAUCGUUCCACGACCUCGUAUUCCAAUAUGGUGGAGAUGGUACUAUUGGCUUUGCCCUGUUGCGCGGACCUUGUAUGGUCUUGUUGCAUCACAAUUCGGAGACCUCCAAAAUAUGCUUAGCGAUGAUGAAAAUGUGGAACAAUUCUUGGGGCAUUAUUUUGGAUUUGAGCAUGAUUUUCUUGGAGUCAUUGCAGCAAUUAUCGUUGCAUGGCCUGUUGUUUUCGCCUUCCUGUUUGCAUUUGCGAUUAAGGCAUUCAAUUUCCAGAAAAGAUAA